Molecule: messenger RNA, 1816 nt
Organism: Tyto alba (common barn owl)
Lineage: Eukaryota; Metazoa; Chordata; Aves; Strigiformes; Tytonidae
Gene: VSX1
Product: visual system homeobox 1
Biological process (GO): regulation of DNA-templated transcription
Cellular component (GO): nucleus
Molecular function (GO): DNA-binding transcription factor activity, RNA polymerase II-specific; transcription cis-regulatory region binding
Source: RefSeq, a predicted model, not a curated record
GGCGGCGGGAUGAUAAAAAGGGCGGCGGGCGGAGGUGCCCGCUCCGGGGCGGGAGGAGGAGGAGGCGGCGAUGCCGGGACGGGCACCGGCACCGGCACCGGGGACAACCGGAGCGGCGGCGGCUCGGCCGGGGGGUGCGGGGCUGCGGGCGAAGGGCUUCGCCAUCACCGACCUGCUGGGGCUGGAGGCCGAGCUGCAGCCGCCCUCCGGCCCCGCUCCCGCUCCCGCCGCGGGUUACGAGGGGGGCGGAGGGUUGGGGCUGGGGCUGCUCUGCGGUUUGGGGGGGCCGGGACCCCCUUGCUUGUUGCCCGCCCCUCUGCCGCUGCUGCCUGCCCGCUGCCCCCGGCCCCCCCCCGGGCCGCCGCCCCCUGCCCGCCGCCACAAAGAGAACAUCUCCGAUGAGGACAGCCUGUCCGGGGACGCCAGCGACCCGAGGAUGUCCACCUCCCAGAUGAAGAGGAAGAAACGCCGGCACAGGACGGUGUUCACAGCUCACCAGCUGGAGGAACUGGAGAAGGCUUUCAACGAUGCUCACUACCCCGACGUCUAUGCCCGGGAGAUGCUGGCGGUGAAGACGGAGCUGCCGGAGGACAGGAUACAGGUUUGGUUUCAGAACCGAAGAGCCAAGUGGCGGAAGCGGGAGAAGUGCUGGGGCCGGAGCAGCGUGAUGGCUGAGUACGGCCUCUACGGGGCCAUGGUGAGGCACUCCAUCCCUCUGCCCGAGUCCAUCAUCAACUCUGCCAAGAGCGGGCUGGUGGGAUCCUGCGCCCCGUGGCUGCUGGGCAUGCACAAAAAGUCCAUGGAGGUGAGCAGGAAGGCGGAGAGCCAAGAGAAGCUGGCAGAUGGCUGGCGAGCGGAGCAGGAGGAGGAGGAGGCACUCAAAGGGAAGCAGGCCAGUUCCCAGAGGGGCUCCGACAAGCUCGGCCCUGCCAAAGAUGCGGAGGACACAGCCAUCGACCUCUCCAGGACGGCCAAGCACGAGAAGAGGGGCAUUCUGAGGCAGUGCAUCAACGGGGAGGCUCCCACGGAGCAGAAGGACAGUGACCACUGAGCUCCUCCCCGGAGGAGGCCAGGCCCCACAGCUUCCCGGCGAGAUAAUAACAUUUAUCGAUACGUAUUUUUCUUAAACGAUCGAACUUUUAUCCGAAUUCCGGGCAUUUUAAAACCGGGCACACGCAUCCCCCCUUUUCUCCUUCACUUUCAAGCUGUUCACUUCUCAGCGCAGCCGGGGUGGGGGUGCGGGAGUUUACAGGUGCCUUCUCCGAGCGCUUCCCCCCGGCCCUGCACGGCACCCGUGUGGCAAGGGUCUCCACGCUGAGCACACAAUUCUCCCACCCUGAGGAGCAGCGGGGUUUUUAAACGCGGUAGGGUUCAUCCUCAACCUGGUGUGGACCUGGCAGAUGCGCUGGUUUAUACCUGCUGAGGAUCUGGCCUGCCAACGCAGCCUUACCACUGGAUUUACACUGUGUAGCUUCCUUAACUCGUAUGUGGGAGAAGGGGGUAAAGACAUUUUUGGUUUAAGCAAUUAUUUUGUACACUCUUGAAUGUUACCUGCCACACUAUGCAUAAUAGAACAGACUUUUUUGAAAAACAAGCCAUAGUACCCUGGAGCAAUUAAACCAUUUUGUGAAUUGACAUAAGAAGAUGUUCUGUAUUUGUCUGUAAAAACUGUGAAUGUCAGAGCUGUUUCUUGGUUGUCCUAUAUUUGUAUCUAAAAGCACUUUAGAGAUCUGGAUUUUGGAAUGUGGUUCUUCCUGUUUUGUCCACCGUUUAUUUAUUACACGUCCAUAAAUAAAAUUGUGGUGUAUCUUUGGUU